ACCUUUCAUUCUCAUUAUAUAUCAUAUGCUUUAAUAUAUUAAUGACAUCAAAAGACUAUAAAGGACCUCCUAUUGGAGUGAUCAAAGAAUUAAACGAAGAAACAACACCAAAACAAGCCAUAUUACAUGUUUACCGUAGUUUAAAUGAAAUCAAUUAUCCUACUACUACUACUACUACUACCUGCACGACCAAUCCUGUUGACCAACCUGACCUUGCCACGAAGUCCACUUUGUGUACCCUAUCCAUUCCUUCUUAUAUGUCAUUGCCUGAUUUUUUAAACUUUGUUGCUCCGGUUGACUCCUUUGUAUAUCACUAUCGUGUAUUAUGUGAUGCUACGCCACAACAAUACAUGGUGCUUAUGACUUUUAAAGACAAUAAGACUGCUCAAGAUUAUUACAAACAAUACAAUAAUAGAAAGUACAGUUCUAUGGAAGAUGAUAUUUGUCAAGUGGUCUAUCUCAAAUCCAUUAUUGAUAAAUCAAGUGGUCUCUCAUCUUUUCCUUUUGGUGAUCAUGAAGAAACUCUCUCAGAUGGUAUAGCAAAUUGUCCUGUAUGUUUGGAUCCUAUGGAUGAAACUCUCAAUGGAUUAUUGACCAUAUCUUGUCAGCAUACAUUUCAUGUUAGUUGUCUCAGUCAAUGGGGUGAUGGAAGUUGUCCAGUAUGUCGGUAUUCACAGAAAUCAAAUAAUGGAAUGACUAUGCUAAUGACCUCGGGCAUUCAACAAUUGCAAUUACAAGAUCAAUCAUUAAUACCAUCCUCUCAUCUACGACAACAACAACAGAAUGAUCGACAAAAACAUAUGAUAUCAUUUGGAUCUUCCAUUUCCAAUUCAUUCCAGGAUGAUUUCGCCAAUGAAUGUCAAGUGUGUGGAUGUACGGAUGAUUUAUGGAUGUGUUUGGUAUGUGGACAAAUUGGAUGUGGACGCGCAAAGAACCAAGGUGAAGAUCAUCAUGCUCUUGGUCAUUAUGAAACGACAAGUCACCUGUAUGCUUUGGAAAUUGAAACGCAACGUGUGUGGGAUUAUGCUGGUAAUGGCUAUGUUCAUCGAUUGAUUCAAAACGUGGUUGAUGGCAAAUUAGUCGAACUACCACCCAACUAUCCUGGUCGAUAUGAAGAAGAUGAUGAUUUUAAUAAUGAAGAAGUCUCUGAACUUGUACAGGGUAAACUCAAUGCCAUGUCUCUGGAAUACUCUUAUUUAUUGACAUCACAAUUGGAUUCUCAACGUAUGUACUAUGAAGAUCGUAUUGACAAGGUGAUGGAACAACUCUCGUUAUUAACAAUGCAAUGCAAAGAAGCUACUACAGAAUGGGAUGGUUUAGAAAGGGAAAAUCGACAAUGGAUACAACAAACUGAUGAGCUUGAUCAACAAAUCAAAUCUAUCAAAAAAGAAAAUAUGAAAUUGGAGCAAAAAGUGACUAGUUGGAAGGACAAGAUUGAGACCAUGCAUAGAAACUAUUUAGAAGAAAAAGAGCUAACAAGUUCUAUAUCACACAACAAUGAUUUGGUCAAGACGGAAAUACAAGCAGCUCAAUCACAAUUGGAUGCUAUGACAGAAAAAAGUAUGGAAUUAAUGGCUUGUCUGGAAAUGGAAGAUGGUUCCCAUUAGUAUAGAUCAAAAUCAAGGAGGAGCAGGUUCUCAUCUCUAUGUAUCUUUAUAAAUAAAAGAAAAAAAUAGCGUUUGCGUUUCCCUUACCAUGUUGAAAUACUUACAACCUUCAUUCACUUUACUUGGUCGCUCAAGUAUGAAUAAAUCUUCUAUUUUCAGGACGGUAACGACCUUGACACAACCAAGCCAACAACCAGUAGAAGUAAAAAGAAUAGAAAAAGAAAAACGAUGAAUACGAAGAAAGAGAGUUGAAAAAAAAGAACUGUGAA
This is a messenger RNA of Halteromyces radiatus, 1876 nucleotides long. RefSeq lists its product as uncharacterized. The transcript has 8 exons. Gene Ontology annotation, molecular function: ubiquitin protein ligase activity; zinc ion binding. Lineage: Eukaryota; Fungi; Mucoromycota; Mucoromycetes; Mucorales; Cunninghamellaceae. The record is from RefSeq and is a predicted model, not a curated record. Gene Ontology annotation, cellular component: cytoplasm. Bases 42 to 1607 code for a protein of 521 amino acids. Gene Ontology annotation, biological process: Ras protein signal transduction; protein ubiquitination.